Messenger RNA from Pieris rapae (cabbage white), 2268 nucleotides. RefSeq lists its product as uncharacterized. The transcript is spliced from 2 exons. The record is from RefSeq and is a predicted model, not a curated record. Bases 374 to 2059 code for a protein of 561 amino acids. NCBI's taxonomy places the organism in Eukaryota, Metazoa, Arthropoda, Insecta, Lepidoptera, Pieridae.
CUUGCAUCAGUUAUGUGCCAGCCCUGCACCUAACGAUAUAGGAUUUCUGCUGAUUAAGGACGCCACCGGCGACGCUAGAUAUAAGACUUAGUUUUAAGAAUUCAUUCUUGUAAGCAUCGCGCUACAGAUCACUCUAUUAAUUUGUAAUUAUAAUAAAUUAGUUUGAUAUUAAAUUGGUUUUUUUUGGAGUGCACCGGCGGGUGAAAUAUAAUUGGCGCAGUCGGUAGGAUACUCGGGUCGCGCCUCGCGGGCAAGAUUUUCCGGAAAAUUAAGAAAAUAUAACGGUUUCGAGGCCCCGCCUGGCCGACCGGUUUUUCUAAAAACCGCAAGCGAGUAUCGAGUUAAGAAGAAAGCCCCUGGAAUCUAGAAAUCGAUGCAGCAGUCCAGAAAACCAAUGAUGCUGCUGACAACCCUGAUGUUGUCCCUGGACAUAGCAAUGACCCAGGAGAUAAGACUUGAGAAUAUGGACAACGGACCUGGACUAUUACCGUUUAAUAUCGGACUUACUGACAUAAUUACCCAUUAUCAUACCUUUUUGCAUUUCAUUGACUUGGAUGAAAUUGGCCUGAAGAUUGAAACAUUAAAGACUCAAAUUCAUGACAUUGAGGGUUACUUUGACAACCACAGUUUACCUAUUUCUAAAGCUCGUCUUCAACAUUUAACGGAAAAAUUAGAUAAAGCAUCGUUGUUAUUAAGUACAUUAAAACCUGGUCGCGUUAAAAGAGGUUUAAUUAAUGGUUUAGGCUCUAUUAUUAAAAGUGUAACCGGUAACUUAGACUACAGCGAUGCCAUUAAAUAUGACGAGGCCAUUAAAAUUCUUCAAAAUAAUCAAAAUAAUAUAAUUUCCGAAUUUAAUAAUCAUAUAAGUCUUAGUAAGGCGUGGAUGUCCGAGCACGCGAAAAUUAUUGAUAAAUUAGUGGAAAAUCAAAUUGAUUUAAAUAAAACAAUGUAUUUUAUGAUUUCGAAAUUUAAUACUGAACAUGUAGAUACAGUAGUCUUCGCAGAAAUUUCCCAAUUAUUAAAUUCAUUUGAUGAUAAUAUUAAUGAGCUACUAUUAGUUAUAAGAAAUAUCGAAGAUAGUUUAGCUUUUACGCGCACUUAUACAGCGCACCAUAUUAUGUUAGAUAUAAGUAUGUUACGUAGUAUGUUAGGUACUUUAAGUUCUGUUUAUAAACCGGAACAGUUAUUAGAUUUAGAACUCCGCGAAUACUAUAGCGUAAUUCGCACUGGGUCAUAUUUUAGUAAUAAUAGAAUAGUUAUAGUGUUACGGUUUCCCAUAAUAUCCCCUAAUACUUUUACCCUUUUUAAAUUAUCCAUCUUACCAAAUCAUUACCAACACAUUAUUAUACCUCCCUUUCCUUAUAUAGCAACCAAUAAUGAUAAUUAUGUGUACAUAGAGGCUGAAUGCCCGAAGUCAAGAAAUCGGUUUCUGUGUGAAGAGACACUUAAUCAUCAUAUAAAACGCUCACCUGAUUGCAUAGCAGACCUUGUCAUCAGCCAGCAAGUGUCAAAUUCAUGCAUACCUACCACGUUGACACUCGCCAAGCCUGCCAUGGAAAAAUUAGACGACCAACAUUACUGCGUUACGUUUCCAAGUUUAACUAAAAUAUCCCUGUCAUGUAAACGAAGAGAAUAUCUGAAUCUGCAGGGCAGUUACCUUGUAACAGUACCGCCGAACUGUUCUCUGCAUACUAAGGACCUCACCAUUGUUAACAUAAAUAAUCAAUUAAAAGGGGAGCCUUUGAAGAUUUUGCUACCAAUGAACUCUACCCCUACGACACCACAGCGAUCCUUAAAGAUACAUACGAUUGAUUUGAAUGGAUUACAUAAUUUAGAGAAGCAAAUCGAAGUACAAAUGCCUAUUAUUCCGGAAAAUCCAACCAUCAUCUACCACACCACUUUACCCUUCUACGUAAUGCUCCUGUGUUCAGCUAUUUUUGUAAUAUACAUCGGAUAUCGUCGACUCCAUAAAAGUACCCAGAAUGCUGGAGUUCAAGAGCAACAGGUACACCCAGAAGGUGAUCCAGCCGCAACAUUUUCCCUCAACGUCCUCAAAUAGUUGCGGAUCUGCGGGGGGAGGAGUUAUGUGCCAGCCCUUGCAUCAGUUAUGUGCCAGCCCUGCACCUAACGAUAUAGGAUUUCUGCUGAUUAAGGACGCCACCGGCGACGCUAGAUAUAAGACUUAGUUUUAAGAAUUCAUUCUUGUAAGCAUCGCGCUACAGAUCACUCUAUUAAUUUGUAAUUAUAAUAAAUUAGUUUGAUAUUAAA